AUGCUGCCUCCAUCGCAGCGUUGUCGCGAUCAGACGACGAAACCUCCAACCGGUCCUUUCAAAAGAGAUCAUCUUUUGAAGUAUCUAGAAGAGAAGGCAAAAAACGAAAAGGACUGGGAAGAUGUGGUGCCCUUUUCACUAGGGACAAAACGCGGCAAAGUAUGGGAAGGUGAUAGUGGUCGUGAAUCUGCUGAAGAUGGCACAACAUCAGAAGAACAUCCAGCGUCCAGAAUUGCUCGGAUGGAGAUGCCGAUCGAACUUGAUCUAGAUGAUGACGAUGAUCUUGAUGAAGCAUUGGACGGCGCACCUGAACGAGAUCUCGUAGAUCUUGCCGGAAUCCUUGGUAUGCACAAUAUUCUGAACCAGCCGCAGUACUAUAAUGCCUUGAAAGGAAAGCAACAAGAUGACGGUACGGGUACGACGUUCACUAGUAUCAUCCGAGCAUAUGAGCCAAAGCAAACCCCGGAUGAGCCCGAUAAUGACACCGAUGUUGAAGAAUGCAUCAAGUGA
Messenger RNA from Cooperia oncophora, 510 nucleotides. Lineage: Eukaryota; Metazoa; Nematoda; Chromadorea; Rhabditida; Trichostrongylidae. The record is from the annotation of a GenBank genome assembly.